Molecule: messenger RNA, 3570 nt
Organism: Apus apus (common swift)
Lineage: Eukaryota; Metazoa; Chordata; Aves; Apodiformes; Apodidae
Product: desmoglein-1-like
Exons: 16
Coding region: 1-3570 (1189 amino acids)
Biological process (GO): homophilic cell-cell adhesion
Cellular component (GO): desmosome; plasma membrane
Molecular function (GO): calcium ion binding
Source: RefSeq, a predicted model, not a curated record
AUGGAUUGGCUCCCUCACCAAACGCCUGCUUUUCUGUUCCUUUUAUUGGUACUCUUGGAUUUCAGCACAGGAUUUCAUGUACAGGUAAAAGAAUGGGAUGAAAAUGGAAUGGCAAGAUGGAAAACCUUCAGAAGACAAAAACGUGAAUGGAUCAAAUUUGCUGCAGCUUGUAGAGAAGGAGAAGAUAAUUCUAAGAGGAAUCCAAUUGCCAGAAUCCGUUCAGAUUGUGAAGAAAACAAUCCAGUUACAUACAGCAUCUCAGGAGUUGGAAUUGAUCGUCCUCCCUAUGGAAUAUUUGUUGUUAAUUCAAGAACAGGAGAAAUUAAUAUAACAUCAAUAGUGGAUAGAGAAGUAACUCCAGUGUUUGUUAUACGUUGCUUUGCCAAACACUCAGUGACGGGUAUAGAUUUGGAAGAACCUCUCGAACUUCGAGUCAGAGUUCUGGAUAUAAAUGAUAAUCCUCCUAUAUUUGCACAAACUGUAUUUACAGGAUCUAUUGAAGAAAGUAGUAUGGACAACACACUGGUGAUGAAAAUAAUUGCAACAGAUGCAGAUGAGCCUAAUCACUUGAAUUCAAAAAUUGCCUUCAAGAUAGAGAGUCAGGAACCUUCAGGUCCACCCAUGUUCAUUAUGAAUAAAUAUACUGGAGAACUCCAUAUUGCAAAUUAUCUUGACAGAGAGCAACAUAGUAGCUACAGUCUUGUUGUGAAGGCAUCUGACCGGGAUGGAGCUGUAGAUGGAAUAUCAUCCCUUUGCAGUUGCAAUGUUAAAGUUAUUGAUGUCAAUGACAACUUCCCAACUCUUGCUCAAAGCUCCUUUUCAGCAAGUAUUUCAGAAAAUUCACUCAGUUCAGAACUGCUACGAAUACAAGCUCUGGAUGCUGACGAAGAGUUUACAGACAAUUGGUUAGCAGAGUUUUUCUUUAUAUCCGGUAAUGAAGAUAACUGCUUUGAAAUUAUUACAGAUCGGGCUACAAAUCAAGGAAUCCUUAGAGUAAUUAAGGAACUGAAUUAUGAACAUAUCUCAACUCACUCACUGACUAUUGGUGUCAGAAAUGUAGCUGCCUUCCACCACUCUGUUGCACAAGACUACAGAAUAUCUGGAACACCGCUCACAAUACAAGUAAAAAAUGUGAUUGAACCACCAAGAUUUCAUCCAACUUCAGUUGUGUUUUCCAUACCAGGAAGCACCAGAGCAAAUUAUGUUGUGGGAACAUACACAGCCAUCGAUGAGGACACUGGAGCUAUUGCAUCAAAUGUUGUGUACAGCAUAGGACGUGAUCCAGGUGCUUGGUUCAGAAUCAACCAAAAUACUGGUGAAAUCACACUGAACAAAGUUGUUGACUGGGAAUCAGUCUAUGUAAUUAAUGGACAGUACAAAGCAGAGGUUCUGGCUAUCACCAGAGGGGCUCCUCGAUAUACUGCUACUGGCACUAUUGUGCUUUCAAUGCAAGACAUCAAUGACAAUUGCCCAACUAUUAAUACUGAAUUAAGGAAAGUAUGUAUGCAUUCCCCAUCAGUGGUUAUCACAGCAAAGUCUAUGGAUGGUAGUCAGUAUGGUGCCCCCUUUACAUUCAGCAUACACGGUGAACCUCAAACUACAUGGAUUAUCAGAUCAAUAAAUGCUUCCUCUGCAGAACUAGUGAGUCAGAGCUUUGAUUUUUACCUGUAUAGGAUCUAUAUCAGUGUAAGAGAUAGCCAAGGCCGACGCUGCCUUAAACCACAUGUAAUUCCUGUGCAAGCUUGUCAGUGCGAUAGUCGUAACUACUGCACCAGUGGGGCGACAAAAAUAAUUAUCAUUGGUGGUGGCAGCGCUGGUGGUGGCGGCACUGGUGGUGGCACUGGUGGUGGCACUGGUGGUGGCACUGGUGGUGGAGGCAGCGCUGGUGGUGGUGGCAGCGCUGGUGGUGAUGGCAGCAUGGGUGGCGGCGGCACUGGUGGUGCUGGUGGUGGGGGAGGUCAGGAAGGAGGUGGUGGUCCUGAUGAGCCUGGAGAAAGACCACUCGAUGACCGCACAGAGUGGCCGACUUACACUGAUGCAUAUACUGAUAGUGGAGACUAUACAGGAGUCACUGGUGAUUAUAAUGGAAACGGAUAUUACGGCAGAGAUACCACAUCUGCUACCACACUAAGCGGCUCUGCCAUUGGUCUGAUGUUUCUUGGUGGAUUAAUAUUUGUUCUGAUUCCAAUUUUGAUGUCAAUGAGCGACUGUUGUGGCUGUGGACCUGGUGCUGCAGGUGGAGUUGGAACUGGAUUUGAACCUGUUCCUGAAUGCACAGAAGGGGCAAUUCAUCCAUGGGGAAUAGAAGGUGCACAGCCUGAGGACAGGGAUGUCUCACACAUUCUUGGCCCAACAACAGCUCCGGGAGGUGAUUUUUGUGAACCCUCUGAUAUAUAUACAAACACAUAUGGAGGAGGAGGAGGAGUAGCUUCUGGUGUUGAAGAAACUACAGGAGUUGGCUAUGGCACUGGUACUGGUUAUGGAACAGCUGGAGGAAUUUCUGGAACAGGAGAAGUAAAAGGAUCAAUUGGAGGAACAAUAAAAGAGUACCGAGAAGGAGGGGUGAACAUGGCAUUCCUAGAUAACUACUUCUCUGAGAAAGCAUUUGUGUAUGCAGAUGAAGAUGAAGGUCGGCCAGCAAAUGACUGCCUAUUAAUAUAUGAUCAUGAAGGAGUUGGUACCCCUGUUGGCUCUGUGGGUUGCUGCAGCUUUAUUGGAGAAGACAUAGAUGAAACAUAUUUGGAUACAUUAGGACCAAAAUUUAAGACGCUGGCAGAGAUCUGUCUGGGCAAAGAAAUUGAACCUUUCCCUGAUGUCAACCCACCCUGGUCAGGAGUUAACAUCACCUUUCCCAAUCCUGAAAGUGAUCUAAACCUCCCACCACCUGGAACCACCAUCAUUGUCAAUGGAAGUGCACCCAUGCCUCCUCCAGUUGGCACCACAACGGUUGUUACUGAAAACACCUACACAUCUGGGUCAACCAUACAAACCCAGAGGCCAAUGCCAGAUCCCUUGCUUCACGGCAACAUGACGGUGACUGAGACCUACACCUCUGGCUCCCCCUCUCUUUGUGUUGACCCUCUGAGAGCAUCCAACGUUGUUGUAACAGAAAGGGUUGUUGGUCCUGCAUCUGCCUCUGAUUUGCGUGGCAUGUUAGAUAUCCCAGAUCUCGCAGAUGGGUCCAAUGUUAUCGUCACAGAAAGAGUUAUUGCACCUAACUCUAGGCUCCCAACCUCUCUGAGCAUUCCCGAUUUGGUAGAUGGGUCAAAUGUGGUGGUGACAGAAAGGGUGUUCAGGCCUGCCUCUGGCAUGCCAGGCAGCUUAAUAAAUAUUCCCUCGGAGUUAUCGAAUGCCCACAACGUGGUGGUCACUGAGAGGGUAGUGUCAGGGUCUGGGAUGAGCAGCCUGGGGGGGACAAGCCUAGGUGGAGCAAAUCUGGGAGGCCUGGGCAGUGCAGGUCAGAUGCUUAGUGCUGACUGUCACCUUGGCCAGGCGAUUGGCACAGCAUCCCCUGGCACCUCCCGGAGAAGAGUGACAAAGUACAGCACUGUGCAGUACUCCAGUCAGUAA